AUGUCUUUCCAAGUAUUCAAUCAGAUCUCUGCACCACAAGACCAUGUGUACAAGUUAGUGCAACUUCCACCGGAUCUAGUAGCGUACAUGAAAGACUCUCCUCAAAAACCGCUUCAUUUCAAGUCGCCUGCGUCCUCAAAUAAUCAUCUAGUGCUCUGCACUGAUGACUCCACUUACACUGUCCGACAAGUGAACCACUCCAAUACUGUUUUGUUGGUUAACGAUAUGUCAGUUAAUAAGUACGGUAAGAAGAUGGUUGGGUUGAACGAAAACUCGACUUCUCCGGAUUCCAAGAACACCUUACUCGCCAUAGGUCUGUCGACUUAUCAGUAUCAACUCACUUCUACUCCUGGUUACAUUGACUCGAAAGAUAUCCCUAUUUACGACGGAAGAUCGAAGGUUGACGUCUUUAAAACAGUCGAUCAGGUCCGCAAUGACUCGCCAAUUGCCGUUUCAGCAUUCUUUCCCGCUUGGUACCGCAUUAGAGGGUGUGACAUCAAUGGUCUGGCAGUAAUCCUCGCCCCAGAAUUCGUCACUGAGGUUCUUCAUACGCUAAUUUCCAUUCUCAUUGCUCAAAAGUUGGAUAAUUUUACUUUACAAGAUAUUGAAGAAAGAGCAAAGGACCAAAAUUCUAAUUAUACCAAGGAUAUCUUGGUGACAGUCACUGAAAACUUCUGUGAGAGGAAAGAUGGGAUGCUUCAAUUGCAAAAACCAGCCAUUGCGCAAUGGUUUGGAAUUGAAACUUUGAAAUCAUGUCUGCAAGCCCUUCCUGAUAAGGAGUUACUUCUCAAAUGGAAAUCGAGUCUUCCUCCAUUCUUCAAUGUUCUGUUGGAUCUUUCACUGUUGCAUGGCUACUAUUGUCGUCCUACUGUGGGAAAGAUACGGUAUCUUCCGCGGGACUCGCUUGCUGGAGACAUCCAGACGAGAGUUAAGGAGAUGUUUCUGAUUGUAAAAGAGUGGGACUUCGAUGAAUUUCUUCCGUAUGUGACUGAAUUCAUCCCAUCUACCAAAAAGCCUGAUGCUGUGAUCUUAAAGUUUGCUCGCAAGAAGAGAGUUGGAAAAAAAUUUGUUGUCUGUCCGAGGUAA
Molecule: messenger RNA, 1086 nt
Organism: Sungouiella intermedia
Lineage: Eukaryota; Fungi; Ascomycota; Pichiomycetes; Serinales; Metschnikowiaceae
Source: the annotation of a GenBank genome assembly